AUGAUUGCUUGCUUGGUUGGUUCAAUUCAUAAUAAUACAAAUACAAUUAGACAUGGAGAAACAGAUUUCAAUAAGAACGGUAUAUUGCAAGGUCAUUUAAAUAUCCCUCUCAAUGCCAAAGGCAGACAACAAGCGGUUUUGGCUGGUGAACGACUACGUCAGGAUCAUUCGCACAUCGAUUUGGUGAUUUCAUCGGAUUUAGACCGUGCCUAUGAGACAGCUUCGAUCAUUGUCGACCAAUUCAAUGGUGGCAAAGCAGCGCCAGCAGUCAAUUCCAUCAUCACAACACCGUUACUUCGUGAGCGUUAUCUUGGCAAGUUGGAGGGUGUAGAUCUUCGACAAUUUGUCAACUGGGAAGAGCUCCCAGAGGCAAAGAAAAUGAUCCAACUCCAGAACAUUCUCUCACAGAAAUCAAACAUCAACUCUAUCAUUACACCAACAUCUCCUGCCAUUUCCUCAGUGACAUCGGUUCCCCAGAAAUAUUUAACAAUUGGAAGAGAAGACAAUAAUGUCAAUAUCAACCAACUUCAACAACCACAAUUCGCAAUCUCUGCCAAUGCAGAUUUAGAACAACCAAUAGCAUCAAUUACAAAUCAAUCUUUGGAUCUUGAUAACCAAAAUUCAAUCUCUUCUCCAUCCUCGACACACUCUUCACUCUCUACCUCUUCCACAUCAUCUCAAUCCUCUCUUUCUUCAUCUACCUCUUCAGCAUCUUCCAUUUCUUCGAAUGAACAUCAAAACGGUGAAACAGAUACCACCAACAUCAACUUUGCUUUCAACAACAUCAACAUCACCAGCAACACCAAUAAUAACAAUAGCAGUUCCAGUUUAUCAAAAUCAAAUACACCACCCAAGGAAUUUCAUAUUUUGGUAGUUUCACAUUCUCUUACACUAAAGACUAUUCUAAGUCUUCUUUUAUGUAAAAGACCACCAAUCUCAGUAUUCUGCAACACAAACACCCCCGACGAUAUCACCCAAUCGGAACAAUCGUCACACCAAAACUUCAAAUGGAUUCAAUUGGAGCUUAAGAACGCAUCGAUUGUCCGUACCAGUUUUAGUCUGAUUGAAAAGAAAUCCUCUGGUGAGGAUCGCAAGAGAUUACCCAGAGAAAUCAUAUUUUUCCCAGUUGCCACUGUUGACGAUCAAGAAUAG
Messenger RNA from Heterostelium album PN500, 1152 nucleotides. Its product is annotated as histidine phosphatase family protein. The transcript has 2 exons. Gene Ontology annotation, biological process: negative regulation of programmed cell death; fructose 1,6-bisphosphate metabolic process; fructose 2,6-bisphosphate metabolic process. The record is from RefSeq and is a predicted model, not a curated record. Gene Ontology annotation, cellular component: cytosol. Gene Ontology annotation, molecular function: fructose-2,6-bisphosphate 2-phosphatase activity. Bases 1 to 1152 code for a protein of 383 amino acids. Lineage: Eukaryota; Evosea; Eumycetozoa; Acytosteliales; Acytosteliaceae.